Molecule: messenger RNA, 500 nt
Organism: Candidula unifasciata
Lineage: Eukaryota; Metazoa; Mollusca; Gastropoda; Stylommatophora; Geomitridae
Source: the annotation of a GenBank genome assembly
CAAGCGGACAGUUCUUACAGGGGUUUUACCCCACGACCCUUGAAAAAGCCGUGAGACAAGGAUUACAGUCUUCAGCAGAGUUGUUAGCUCCAGGGAUCAAAUUUUACUCCAUGGCUGGAGAGUUUAUUACACGUCGCUAUGGCAACCACUACUACUGCAAAGCAAGAAACAUCACUCUGGAACUGUCAUUUCAGUACGAAGAAGUCUUCAGAGAUUGUGAUGUCAUUGUCAUGCCAACUUUACCCCAUCCUGCUACAAAAUUUCCACAGACCGGGAACACAGAAGCAGACUCUCUUAAAGCAUACCUGGAGGAAAGCACACAUCUACUGGUGAACACGGCAGCAGCCAACCUGACUGGACAUCCAGCCUUGUCUUUACCCCUGGGCAAGCUCGGAGAUGGGAGUGUAGACAGCCUCAUGAUUGUUGGCCGCAAAUAUGAGGAGCUGACAGUACUGCAAGUUGCCAGGGCUUUGGAGAAAAUUAUUCCAGCCAGAAAUUAG